Messenger RNA from Sporothrix brasiliensis 5110, 4359 nucleotides. RefSeq names its product transcription elongation factor SPT6. NCBI's taxonomy places the organism in Eukaryota, Fungi, Ascomycota, Sordariomycetes, Ophiostomatales, Ophiostomataceae. The record is from RefSeq and is a predicted model, not a curated record. Gene Ontology annotation, molecular function: histone binding; nucleosome binding; DNA binding. Gene Ontology annotation, biological process: mRNA transcription by RNA polymerase II; transcription elongation-coupled chromatin remodeling; nucleosome organization. Gene Ontology annotation, cellular component: transcription elongation factor complex. The transcript has 3 exons. Bases 1 to 4359 code for a protein of 1452 amino acids.
AUGAGCCGACGCGACGACUUCAUCCAGGGCGAGGCCGAGCUUGGCUCCGAGGAGGACGACGAGUCCUUUGAUGGCGAGGAGGACGAGGACGAGGAUGAGAGCCAGUCCCGGAGACGAGAGCGGCCGUCGCGCAUUGAAGACUCGAGCGAGGAGGAAGACGACGACGACGACGAGGAAGAGGCCGCCAAGAUCCGCGAAGGCUUUAUCGUCGACGAGAGCGAAGAGGACGACGACGAUGGCGACGACGACACCGGCCGCGAACGCAAACGCCGCAAGAAGCGGCGGCGGGCCGAGCGCGAAGAGGAGGCCCAGCUCGACGAGGAGGAUCUGGACCUGAUUGGCGAGUCACGCCCCGACUGGGAGCGCCAGGCCGCGGCGCAGCCCAAGUUCAAGCGGCUCAAGCGCGGCCACCGCGACGAGGACGGCCCACGCAGCGAGCGGCCCGACCUGGCCAAGAUCUUUUCCGACGAAGAGGACGACGACGACGACGACGCCGCCGCCGCCGGCCGCUAUGCGCGCCCGGCCCACCGCGGCGUUGACGAGAUGGACGACUUCAUCGAGGAGGACUUCCCCGAGGACGAGGACGAGCGCCUGCGGCGCCAGGAGGACCUGGAGGUGGCCCGCCCGCGCGAGCGGUUCAUUGGCGGCGUCAUCGACACCACGGGCCUCGACAAGGACGCCCUCGACGACAUGGACAAGAUCUUCGGCGACGGCGGCGACUACGCGUGGGUCUUUGAGAUUGAGGACGAGGAGGAGGACCGCGACCUCGGCGAGCAGGGCAUCGAGCUCAAGGACGUCUUCGAGCCGUCCCAGCUGCAGGAGAAGCUCAUGACCGACAGCGACAACGCCAUCCGCUACACCGACGAGCCCGAGCGCUUCCAGAUCGACCGCAAGCCCUUCCGCAACCUGCAAAUCACCCCCGAGCAGUUCAAGGAGGAGGCCCGCUGGGUCAUCAACCUCAUGUGGCCCACCAAGCUGCUGCCCCAGAGCCUGCACGAGCCCUUUAGCAAGGCCGUGGGCAAAGUCCUCGAGUUCUUCGUCGUGGACGACGUCGAAGUCCCCUACGUCUUCCAGCACCGCAAGGACUACCUGAUCCACGCCAAGCCGCGCCGCAGCGGCCGCGACGACCGUGACGACCGCGACGACGGCGGCGACUACGACGUCAGCGCCGAGAAGCUGCUCAACCAGGACGACCUGUGGCGCAUCCUCGAGCUCGACAUCCGCUUCCGCUCGCUCAUCGAGAAGCGCAACUCGCUCGACAAGACCUACGACAGCCUGCGCGCCUCGUCCCACCGCGUCGACGACCCCGUCUUCGAGGCCCUCGUCGGUCAGGCCUCCACCAUGGAGGAGCUGCAGGAGCUGCAGGACUACCUCAACUUCCAGUACGCCGCCCAGCUGCGCGAGCUGGCGGCCGAGAGCAGCGCAGCCAACGGAAAGGCGGGUGACAAGGACCACAGCAACGGCGCCGCCGCCGCCGCCGUCGUCACCAAGCGGCCCGGCGCCAAGUCCACGACCCUCUUUGAGCGCACCCGCAAGGCCAAGGCCCACGCCUUCACCGCCGCCUACGGCAUCUCCGUCGACCGCCUCGCCCAGAACGCCCUGCGCAUUAGCAAGAAAACGUCCGCCGAGGACCCCGCCAAGCUCCCCGUCGACCUCGCCGACAGCCUGACCGACGACACCUACGCCACCGCCGACGCCGUCAUCCAGGCCGCCCGCGCGCUGUACGCCGAGGAGCUCUACGUCAGCCCGCGCCUGCGCAAGCACUUCCGCGUCGCCUACUACCAGAACGGCCUGGUCAGCUGCCACCGCACCGACAAGGGCCUGCGCCGCAUCGACGAGGCCCACCCCUUUUACGAGAUCAAGUACCUCAUCAACCAGACCCUCGCCGACAUGGCGCGCCGCCCGGACGUGUUCCUGAAGAUGAUGAGGGCCGAGGAGGACGGGCUGGUCGAGGUCCGCCUGGUCCUGCAGAACGAGCGCGAGUUCCGCCGCCAGCUCUACACCGAGUUUGCCUCGGACAACUUCAGCGAGCUCGCCGACGCCUGGAACGACGAGCGCCAAAAGGUGCUCGACCUGGCCUUCCCCAAGCUCGACAAGAUCAUCGCCAAGGGCGUCAAGGACUCGCUGCGCACCGCCUGCCAAGACGAGGUCCUCAAGACCUGCCGCGACGAGUACUCCAAGCGCCUCGACCAGGCGCCCUUCAAGCCCAAGGGCCUCGUGCUCGGCACGCCGCCCCGCGUCCUGACGCUGUCCAACGGCAGGGGCGACCCGUCGCGCGAGCCCGUGUUUUGGACCUGGGUCGAGGAGGACGGCCGCGUGCUCGAGCACGGCCGCUUCGGCAACCUGGCCCGCGACGAGGCGCAGCGGGAGGCCUUUGCCGAGGUCGUCAAGCGCCGGCGGCCCGACGUCGUCGGCGUCAGCGGCUUCUCGGCCGACACGCACAAGCUCCUCAAAGACCUCGAGAGCCUCAUCAGCGAAAAGGGCCUCAUGGGCCCCGAGUACGACGACCCCGAGACCAACGACUACCGCAGCGAUCUGCUCGAGGUCGUCGUCGUCAACGACGAGGUCGCCCGCCUCUACAAGGACAGCCCGCGCGCCGUCGCCGAGCACCCGUCCCUCAACUCCAUGCUGCGCUACUGCGUCGCCCUCGCCCGCUACCUGCAGAACCCCAUGAAGGAGUACGCCGCCCUCGGCAAGGACGUGCAGUCGCUCGUCUUCCACCCGUGCCAGCACCUGCUGCCCGCCGAGCGCCUGGCCAAGGCCCUCGAGUCCGCCAUGGUCGACAUGGUCAACCUCUGCGGCGUCGACAUCAACGAGGCCGUCAGCGACGCCUACACCGCCAACCUGCUGCCGUACGUGUCCGGCCUGGGCCCGCGCAAGGCCACGGCCGUCAUCAAGGGCAUCAACGCCAACGGCGGCUCGGUGACGUCGCGCGACGAGCUGGUCGGCGACCCGGACAGCGGAAAGCUGGCCGUCGUGGGCCCGCGCGUCUGGAACAACUGCGCCAGCUUCCUGUACAUUGAGUACGACAGCUCCAACUUGCUGUCCGACCCGCUCGACAACACGCGCGUGCACCCCGAAGACUACGAGCUGGGCCGCAAGAUGGCGGCGGACGCGCUCGAGCUCGACGAGGAGGACGUCAAGGCCGAGGUCGACGACAACGGGCCCGGCGCCAUCGUGCGCAAGCUCUUCAAGGAGGAGGAGCAGGAGAAGGUCAACGAGCUGAUCCUCGAGGAGUACGCCGAGCAGCUGGUGAUGAAGUACAACCAGCGCAAGCGCGCGACGCUCGAGACGAUCCGCGCCGAGCUGCAGGCCCCCUAUGAAGAGCUGCGGCACAAGUUUAUGACGCUGCCGCCGGACGUCGUCUUCACCAUGUUCACGGGCGAGACCAAGGACUCGCUGUGCGAGGGCAUGAUCGUCCCCGUCUACGUGCGCGUGGUCAAGGACGACUUUGCCAUUGUGAAGCUGGACUGCGGCAUGGAGGGCCGCAUCGAGGCGCACGAGGCGCCCCUGUCGUCGCGCGGCGGCGGCAGCGGCCUGCGCGAUGCCCUGCGCGUCGGCCAGACGGCGCAGGCCAAGCUGCUCGAGCUCAACCGCAAGGACUUUAUCGGCAAGCUGUCGGUGCGCGAAGACGCGCUGCGGCGGCCCUUCCGCAAGUUUGUGGACCACGAGCGCGGCACGUGGGACUUCCGCCAGGAAGACCAGGACCGCGAGGACCUCAAGGAAAAGGACAAGACCACGGGCCGCACCCAGCGCGUCAUCAAGCACCCGCUGUUCCGGCCCUUCAACGCCACGCAGGCCGAGGAGUACCUGGGCUCGCAGGCCGUCGGCGACAUGGUCAUCCGCCCGUCGUCGCGCGGCAACGACCACCUCGUCGUGACGUGGAAGGUCGCCGACGGCGUCUACGAGCACAUUGACGUGCUGGAGCUGCAAAAGGACAACGAGUUCUCCGUCGGCCGGCUGCUGCGCAUUGGCGGCAAGUACUCGUACACGGACCUCGACGAGCUGAUUGUCGAGCACGUCAAGGCCAUGGCCAAGAAGGUCGGCGAGAUGACGCGCAACGAAAAGUUCCAGCCCGGCACACGUGCCGAUACAGAAAAAUGGCUUACCACCUACAUGGACGCCAACCCCAACCGGUCGUCGUACGCCUUCUGCACCGACACCAAGCAUCCCGGCUACUUCUUCUUGUGCUUCAAGGUCAACCGCAACACGCGCGUCAACUUCUGGCCGGUCCGCGUCAUCCCCAAGGGCUUCGAGAUGCUCAAGGUCGCCUACCCCGACAUGCGCGCCCUCACCAACGGCUUCAAGAUGCGCUACCAAAACGAGAUUCUCAAGAUGCAGCAAAAUGGUGGACGGUGA